AUGUCUGAGCUGAAUCCAACCAACGAACCCUUAGUCAAGAAAAUGAGGAUCACAACGUCCUCGAAGUCCUCAGUAACCUCUUCGGGUAGUUUUGAGCAGCACCAGGCCCACGCCGCCUGGUUGCAGGAUCUUUGGACAACACUCAAGGGAGUCACGGCACACCUUAUAAAUGUACACAGGGAUGCCAGGAUGAUCAAUGACCGCGCGUCGGACGAUGUUCUGCGGGGAGCAAUGGAGAGGAUUCUCGAUCAUAAUAACGAGUCGUUUGUAUGUUUAAAUUCAUUACUUAACAUUUAUGGGGAACUGCUUAAUGCGCCCGAUUUUAGCGCUCCCCCGACCACCGACAAGUCUGUAUCUACAUCUGACGCCUCCACGGACAUGAUCCUGACCCCGGGCCACUGGGAUAGUGAUGCGGUUAUCGAGUCCAAGGCAGCCUCGGCACGCAGGUCAAGGAAACCAAAGGUGGCAGGCAAACAGGCUGCCCGGGAUGCCGAAACCGACGCCAUGGAAACGGACUGCGAAGAGUGGUCGAAAGUCUAA
Macrosiphum euphorbiae (potato aphid) is the source of this 540-nucleotide messenger RNA. The record is from the annotation of a GenBank genome assembly. NCBI's taxonomy places the organism in Eukaryota, Metazoa, Arthropoda, Insecta, Hemiptera, Aphididae.